Messenger RNA from Ambispora leptoticha, 506 nucleotides. NCBI's taxonomy places the organism in Eukaryota, Fungi, Glomeromycota, Glomeromycetes, Archaeosporales, Ambisporaceae. The record is from the annotation of a GenBank genome assembly.
GACUGAUUCCGCUUUUGGAUCCAUUUAAUUUUAUCUCAUUUCCGGCAGAGCCUCCAAUUUGUGAACGCAAUGGGCUAACAAUGAGGGUUCUUCUCAUAAUCACUUCAUUAUGGUUCGGUAUUGAGGCAAAGUUGAAAUCAAAUGAAUUACCAUCCUCUCCUUCUCAAUUUCCUGGGCAGUCUCCAAUUGAUAAUCAAUUACGAAGAAACGACUUCAUCACUGGUGAAAACUCGAAGAUGGUGGGAAAUUAUGUACGGAAAAAGACUACGAGACCCUUAGAGGCAGAAGAUGAUCGUGAUCGUUUUUACAAACGUCAACGUGGACAAGUUGAUCCAAUUGAGAUUGAAGAACCUUCGCUAGAUAAAAUAGCACAGGAACAACCCAUGCUGGUUGAUCAAUGCCCUGUUUGGUGUUAUGAGAACAGGGUCGAAUUCUUCUACGUCAGCGAGUUGUUUUUCAUAACUUUUGAUUUUGCUUUUAAACGCGAUCACUCUAAGGGCUGUUGA